This is a messenger RNA of Asparagus officinalis (garden asparagus), 1351 nucleotides long. RefSeq names its product pentatricopeptide repeat-containing protein At2g18520, mitochondrial-like. Bases 226 to 1101 code for a protein of 291 amino acids. Gene Ontology annotation, cellular component: chloroplast. The transcript has 2 exons. Gene Ontology annotation, molecular function: protein binding. NCBI's taxonomy places the organism in Eukaryota, Viridiplantae, Streptophyta, Magnoliopsida, Asparagales, Asparagaceae. The record is from RefSeq and is a predicted model, not a curated record.
GAGGUGUUUUCUGCAAAUACCCCAUUUAACAUCCAACUCAGGUCAAGAACUCCCGAUCGCAAAAACGCUCACUCCAAAACCCUAAACCCCCAACCGUAACAAGAUCUAACCCAAAAAAAUGGCCGCCUCCUUCCUCUCCUCCUGCGCCGCCGCGAAACAUACCCCCAAUCCAAACAAGACGAGCCCUUUCUCUCAACCCUAAUUUUGACCUACGGCUCCGCUUUUAUGCUCCCCGAUGCCCGCAAGCUGUUCGAUGAAAUUCCCCAACCAACUUCGACCUCGUUCAACGCGCUACUCUCGGCCCAAAUAAAAGCUAAGAAGCCCCACUUUGUUCCUCAGCUGUUUGUCGAUUUACCUGCUAAGCACGAGUCGAUUGUACCCGAUUCGGUUAGCUAUGGGAUCUUGAUUAAGUCGUUUUGUCUCAGUGGGAAGACCCAGAAGGCUUUUGAGGCUUUUAGUGAAUUGAAGGAGAAGGGAAUGGAACCUAGUUUGAUUGUUUAUACAACUCUCGUUGAUUCUUAUUAUAAAAUGGGGAAGCGCGAAGAGGCCGAGAAGUUGUGGGAUGAGAUGGUGGGCAAAGGGAUUAAGCCGGAUUUGGCAGCUUAUAAUGUGAAGGCAAUGUACCCGGCGAAGAAUGGGAGCCCGGAGGAGGUAGUUGAGGUGAUGAGGGAGAUGGAGGCAGCGGAGAUGAAGCCGGAUGCUAUAACUCAUAACUAUUUGAUUACAUGUUAUUGUAGGAAUGGGAGGUUUGAGGAGGCGAAGGAGGCAUAUGAGGAGUUUAGGAAGAAGAGGAUUGAUCCAAAUGCGGGGAUAUUUAAGAUGUUAGUUCAGUUCUUGUGUGAGAAUGGGGAUUUUGAUGGGGGGUUGAUGGUUUGUAGGGAUAGCAUGAAGUGUAAUAAGAUUCCGGAUUUUAAGACGACGAGUGCCUUGGUUGAGGGGUUGGUGAAGGGAGGGAAGGUGGAGGAGGCAAAGGAGGUGAUUGGUGUUGUGAAGGAGAGGUUUCCAGAUAAUCUUUUGGGGGGUUGGAGGAUGUUAGAGAAGAAACUGGGUUUGAGCGUAGAUGGGCAAGUUUCUGAACAACCACAGGUUGAGGCUGCUUAAAUUUGAUCUUCGGUGGAAAGUGUAGCGAUGCCUGCUAUCUCAUGGAAAUAUUGGAGCACAUUCCGAACUUCCCAGGCUCUGUUUCUGAGUCGGUACCAUGUUUUUUUAUCACUGUUUUUUUAUGCUUAUGUUUCUCUAUGUUUUGUUGGCAUAAGUUCUGAUUGGUAUGGAACAUGAUCAAUAUCAUCUUUUGAAUUACCCUUUUUCAUGAUAUUAUAAUAUAUUAUGAAAUAUGAUGGUUCUGAUGUCU